AUGAGCAUGUCUUUCUUCAGAAUUGGUGUCGACGUAGGCGGCACUAACACCGACGCCGCGAUCCUGGACGUGACCGCCGCCGAUAGUCCGGGAAGGGGAGUUUUGGCUUCGCAUAAGGCCCCUACGACCGUAGACAUCACCAGCGGCAUUGAAGUAGCGAUCCGCGCGGUGCUUACGAAAUCUGGUGUCGACCAACGCCGUAUGCUGAGUGUCACGGUGGGUACUACGCACUUCAUCAACGCCCUGGUGGAAGCGGAUGCUAGGAGACUCGACCGGGUCGCAGUCUUUCGUCUCUGUGGCCCCUUUACCAGACAGAUCCCGCCGUUUUCUGACUUCCCGGUUGGACUGCGCCGGAUCUUAGAUGGCGGCGCGUACUACCUGGACGGCGGGUUUGAGAUCGAUGGGCGGGAGAUUCUACCGCUGAAUCCGACGCAAAUCCAGAGCGUCACGAGAGAUAUCGUCGCUUCUGGCGUGUCGUCCGUGGCACUUGUAGGCGUCUUCUCGCCGCUGGACCAUCAGGGUCUGCAAGAGGAGACAUGCCGGAAGCUGAUGCUUCAAGAGACACCGGGGCUGAGGAUUGUGUGCUCACGCGAUAUCGGACCUACGGGCUUGCUCGAGCGGGAGAACGCUACCAUCCUUAACGCGUCGAUUCUGCGGACGGGCGCCCAGGUGACAGGAGGGUUCAAGAGGGCCAUGGUGCGCCUGAGUCUGUCCUGCCCCCUAUAUCUCUCGCAGAAUGAUGGCACGCUGAUCGAUGCGGACACCGCGGCAAGGUUCCCGAUCAAGACGUUCGCCAGCGGUCCCACUAACAGCAUGACGGGGGCUGCCUUCCUGGCAGGUAUUGAUCGGAAAACCCAGAACGAUGCAGCGGUUGUCGAUUCUGACGAAGAAGACUCCGCCGUGCCCCAGGUCCUUGUGGUUGACAUAGGAGGCACCACGACGGACGUCUGCGCCCUGCUGCCGUCAGGGUUCCCCCGGCAAGCGCCGGGCUUCGUUGAGGUCGGUGGUGUGCGCACUGCGUUUUCCAUGCCCGAAGUCGUGUCUAUCGGUCUUGGCGGCGGCAGCAAGGUGAAACUCUGCGACCAGCUAAGCGAAGGGGUCAUGGUAGGCCCCGAAUCCGUCGGUCACCGGAUCCAGGAGGAGGCCCGGGUGUUCGGAGGCUCAACGGUGACGGCCACCGACAUCAUGGUCGCGCUUGGUAAGGCCCAACUAGGCGACGUGGAGAUAGUCCGAGAUAUUCCACAGGCCACCGUAGCGAGGGCGCACCAGAAGAUCAAGCAGUCCCUUGAGGGUGUUAUUGAACGGAUGCGAGUAUCGUCGGCUCCCGUUCACGUUCUUUUGGUGGGUGGCGGUUCUCUCCUUGUAGCAGAGAACCUGAGAGGAGUAGACAAAUGCAUUCGGCCCAUCCAUGAAGGGGCAGCUAAUGCCGUCGGUGCUGCCAUAGCCAAAGUAUCUGGCGAAGUAGACUCCAUAGAGAUUCCUGCCGGAAGAGACGAGAAGACCAUCGUUGACGCCGCGCGGCAAAGCGCAAUCGAAGCGGCCGUAGCUAAAGGGGCCAGACGAGACGAUGCCAAGAUUGCGGAGAUUACCAAAACGCCCCUCCAGUACGUUGAUAAUGGAGCUAUGAGGAUACAGGUAAGGGCCGUGGGAUCCCUGGCUAUUCCGGAAUCACUGCCUUCGCGAUCUAUGGAGUCGUUGGUAGUCGACGGCAAGGCGGACCGGGAGCAGGAGGAGGACGACGAGCCAGGUGGUGAGGUUGGUCUACCAGAUGCCCAGGAGCCCACCGUGAGGCCCUGUCUAAACAUAGAUCUUGACUCGUACUACCCAGACGUCCGCGGCGGCGUCUGGUAUGUUUCAGAGGCAGACCUAGAGAUGAUCUCGACCGGGUGCGGCAUCCUGGGCACCGGCGGCGGCGGGCCCACACACCAUGAGUUCCUGAAGAGCCUACACGCCCUGCGUACGAGUCGGCCAGGGAAACUGAGGAUCAUCUCACCAAAGGCGCUCCGGGAUAAUGACAUCGUCAGUUUCGGGUCUUGGUACGGCAGUCCCAGCGUCAUCAACGAGCGUAUCGCGGGAGGCAAUGAGAUCAUUGAAGGUAUUGAGGCUGUCAAUAAGAUACAGGGCAACAAGUCCUUCAAUGUUCUGCUGCUGGACGAAGUAGGUGGUGGCAAUGGGCUGAGUAUCUUCCCUCCGGCCGUACAUUUUGACGUCCCGGUCGUGGACGGAGACUCGAUGGGGAGAGCGUACCCAACCAUGUACCACUCUACGUUCAGUGUAUAUGGGCACAGUCUAGCGCCCUGCGUGCUCUCAGAUGCCCGCGGUAACAUAUCAGUCGUCAUGAAUACGGAUACACCAGCGCGACUGGAGAGAAUUCUACGGACCACGGCGAUCGAGCUCGGCCUUGGUUGCGCCGUGUGCGCGAAGCCUCUAGCUGGCUCUGUGAUCAAGGAGUAUGCGGUGCCAAAUACGAUCUCGCAAGCAUGGUUCUUGGGGAAAGCCGUGCAUCUGGCUCGAAGGAAGAAGACCAGUCACGUCGACGCUAUUUUUGCUGAGGUUGCGGGAACGCUGCUGUACAAUGGCAAGAUCGUCGAUGUGCAGCGUUACAUCGGAGGCGGCUACACGAUGGGCACCGUCAUCAUUGCACCGGCAGAUGACGGAGAAGUAGACUCGUCGCCCGGACGGAGCCGGCUAGGCGCAUCAGCUCCGCCGCGGGAUCGACGCCGCAUGCGGAUCCCGUUUCAGAACGAAUACCUGUACGCGGCGCUCUCGGCGGACGGGUCCGAGGCUGGGCAAGAGGUCGUCUGCACGGUGCCGGACCUAAUUUCGAUCUUGGGGCAGGACGGCGAGGCCAUCGGAUCCCAGGACCUGCGCUACGGGCUGCAGGUCGACGUGAUCGCGCUGCCCGCCCACCCGCUCUGGAAAAGCGCCGCGGGCUUAAACGUCGGCGGGCCGGAGGGAUUCGGUCUCAGUAUGCCGUUCGUUGGAGUGAGCGAGAGCUUUACGGAGUCCAGGAGCGUGAUAGACGUCUUCAACGUGGGUUGA
Molecule: messenger RNA, 3042 nt
Organism: Neoarthrinium moseri
Lineage: Eukaryota; Fungi; Ascomycota; Sordariomycetes; Amphisphaeriales; Apiosporaceae
Exons: 5
Coding region: 1-3042 (1013 amino acids)
Biological process (GO): glutathione metabolic process
Cellular component (GO): cytosol
Molecular function (GO): 5-oxoprolinase (ATP-hydrolyzing) activity
Source: RefSeq, a predicted model, not a curated record